CCAACCGGUAGUAGUUUAGACGCGGGACAUUCAACUUGGAUUUAGCUCCGAAUAAAUUCAAACAGCUGCUAGAUAUUUUGCAAAACUUGUCAAGAUAUACUUUUUAAGAUCAUUUUUAAAAACAACACUUUAAAUACCUAAAGAUGGAUUGCUUGAACGUUCCAAGAAUUCUGCCACAUUCCCCGAGGAAAGCACGAGGACAAAUCCAGGUCAUCUUCGGGCCAAUGUUUUCAGGCAAAAGCACGGAGUUGAUGAGACGAGUACGCCGCUUCCAGGUAGCCCAGUACAACUGCCUUGUGAUCAAGUAUGCCAAAGACACUCGCUACUCCGAAAAGGGAGUGGCCACCCACGACCAAAACACUAUGGAGGCCGUUCCAGCCAAUCAACUGGGAGAUGUGCGGUCUCUCGCGCUGAAGGCCUGCGUCAUCGGAAUAGACGAGGGCCAGUUUUUCCCUGACACGGUGGAGUUCUGUGAGGAGAUGGCAAACAAGGGGAAGACCGUCAUCGUGGCAGCCCUGGAUGGAACCUUCCAGAGAAAGGCGUUUGGCAACAUCCUGAACCUGGUUCCGCUGGCGGAGAGUGUGGUGAAGCUGAACGCCGUGUGCAUGCAGUGCUUCACGGAGGCGGCCUACACCAAGAGACUGGGGGCGGAGAAGGAGGUGGAGGUGAUUGGUGGAGCCGACAAGUACCACGCGGUGUGCAGGAAGUGCUACGGCGGCCUGAUGGAGAGAGAGAACAGCGCCCCCCACAGGGACGAGACGCCGCCACACCUCACCGCCAAGCAGCUGGACGCUAGCUCCGCCCCCAGGAAGAUCCUAGCACAGCUCUACCUCUGAGCGCGCUCAGUACGAACCCCUGAUGUUACGGGCGUGUACGCACUUGGACAUGGACAGUCACAGUAGUUUUUUUUAUCACAGCCAACUAUAAUGGUUGUAAAGGGAGAAAUGAAGGAAUUCAUCAUAUUUUCUACCCAGAACUGAGCUGUGAUGGUACUGUAUGUACAGAAGGGGAAACCCUUGGUUUUAGUAAUUUUUUAUGUUUUAAUAUUUUUUAUUAAUAUUGUGUGUGUCCUGUUCCUUACUUUGUUACAUAGAAUUCAGAACUGUUGCCCUUGAUGAAUUUGAUUCAGUUGUCAUCCCAUUGUACAUGUUGCCAAAUGGAAGUUUUUAAAUAAGUUAUUAGAAGACUUUGCAUUAUUAUGAUGUAUGUGUGUGCACAUGUUAACCUGCCUGUAGACAGCAUCUUUCCUGUUUCCGGAAUAUUCUGCAUUCUAUAGUUCUAUCUGCGGCAUUUAUGCCACUGUCUGAACUGGGUUCAACCUGGCAGUGUAACACUAGACCCAGCUGCCCGCACGCCCAAAAUAACCAGGAGCCUGAAAGUAUCUUGGCUCUGCGAACACUGUCAAACUGCCUGUCAAUCGGGGUUGGCAUGGCAACACUACAUUCAUGUUUUUUCUGUAAUCUUAUAUGGUGUUCUAGAACUGUGGGACCACAAUUGGAAUGAACCCCGAGUUCUACAGAUGAUAGACCAUUUUAUUCUGACAGAACUAGACACGGUUUUAUACGUUCAAACGGAACAUUCAUAGACGUUCCGGUAGCUGUAAGGCGUCUGAAGGCAAACAGGCAAGGCGACUGUCAUCACAUACUGGUAUCACUCUCGACAACCUUAAGAAAACAGUCAUGUCACAGCAGAACAGAUUACUAGCCAAUCAAGUUUAACUGGUUUAGGUUUCCUGUGAUUUCUCUUUUUUCGGAUUUUGCUACACAAAGGACGAUGUUUGGCAAGACAAUGGUGACGAACAAAUACUAUUAAUUAUACAGAUACUUUUUUUUAAUUUUUAACUAGCAGUCAGGUCAAACCAUAUUUUAUCAGACAGGAAAUUGUAGACUUUUAAAUAACCACAUCAUGUAACAAAAUAUAGCAUGAAAAAUAAAAUGCACACUGUGGAUCAAUACAUGUUCACAUGCUUCAGAAAAUCACGUCUUUCAUUUUCCCAGAUCGCACGGCUAAUAACUACACGAAAAGAGCGUUUUGAAAGAAGAACCUGAAGAGAUUUAGUUGAAAAGAGUAUUUAAUCCGUCUGUUCAUCACUGAGCGUUAACACCUGCGUAUACAUACUGUGGAUACUAUUCUUUACUGCAGUUUGUGAAAGGACCAAUGAUAACACCAGUCCUUCGUAGUAUGGGACUGUGUGUGUGCUGUGUGUGUAAGAUUCAAUACAAUUGUGAGUUUG
Molecule: messenger RNA, 2233 nt
Organism: Osmerus eperlanus (European smelt)
Lineage: Eukaryota; Metazoa; Chordata; Actinopteri; Osmeriformes; Osmeridae
Gene: tk1
Product: thymidine kinase 1, soluble
Exons: 7
Coding region: 144-836 (230 amino acids)
Biological process (GO): thymidine metabolic process
Molecular function (GO): thymidine kinase activity; ATP binding
Source: RefSeq, a predicted model, not a curated record